AUGGAGGGCGCCCAGUCGUCGCCCAGUCGUCGCGAGGCGUCACUCGCCGCCCCUCGCGCGUCCACGGCCUCGCGGGCCCCGGCGGGGAGGGCGGAGCUGCUGUCACAGGUACUCGCAUUUUUUCCCGCAGGGCUGUCGCGAGACGCAGGCGCCGCCGCCGCGGACGCAGAGGCUCUGCUGCGGAGGUACGAGGGCCUGGAGGAGGAGUUGCUUUCGGCGCUCCGCGAAAAGUACGGCCAGCCACCGCACGAGUCUAUAGAGCGGGCGCGGGAGUUGUUGCACACAUCCCCGACUAUAGCGGCGCAGGAGCCGACCGCGCCGCCCGCAGAAAGUCUGCGGGCGGACGUGGACGCCCCCGCGGAGGCACGAAGUCCCCCGAUCCUCGCCCGCAUGCGGCGCGAGCGGGAGGCGGAGGAUGCGACGUGGCGGCGGGUGCACGCCGCGGCGAAGGAGCUGCUCGUGUCGUUGGAGGAGGCGCAGCGGCGUGUGGCGGAGCAGGAGGUUGAGUUGGCGCGACUGACCGCUGAGCACUCCCGGCGGCUGCGCGAGGGGGCGGCGGAGGAGCGAGAGCAGGAGGCGCUGAGGUCGACCAUGGCUGCAGCGGCGACGCGCCUGCAGUUGACGCUGCUGCGUCUGCGCGGGGCCGUGGAGGCGGACGUCGACGGCGCGGCGGCACUUGGCGAUGUUGAGUACAAGCGCCACAUGCUGAGCGCACAGCGGCGGGAGGAGGAGGACCUCAUUGAAGUCUACCGGCGGGUGCUGCGGCAGCAUGUGAGGUCCUAUCCGCUCAGCCCUCUUUGCGAGGAGAUUGGGCGCGUGGACGCACAGUUGCGGCAGCUGCUGCCGGAGUCACCCGUCUGA
Messenger RNA from Trypanosoma conorhini, 861 nucleotides. RefSeq lists its product as uncharacterized. The record is from RefSeq and is a predicted model, not a curated record. Lineage: Eukaryota; Euglenozoa; Kinetoplastea; Trypanosomatida; Trypanosomatidae. Bases 1 to 861 code for a protein of 286 amino acids. The transcript has a single exon.